ACUGUGUGACAGCAGGUUUGGAUGGUGAUGACAAUGCACACGAUUACAACGGAGCAUGCUACUACUUUCGGAACGAUGGCAGCUUUAAAUGGGAUGACGCCAAUAGUGAAGAUGGUGAUGCAGGUAAACCCGGAUGUCUCGGGAUGGGAGGUUUCCUCGCCGAGAUACGAGAUCAGGGGACACAGGAUGAACUAGCAGGAUUUGGAACAUCAAGAAGUUACUGGAUAGGAGCGGUCCGCGAGGAAUCGAGUGCUGACAGAACUUGGCUCUGGAUGGACGGCUCUCAAGUAGUAGAUACAUGGUGGGGUCCAGGUGAACCAACAUCUAAUGCGACUUGCAUCAGCCUCUUCCCCUUCAGUGGCAACUAUCUGAUGAAUGGUGAUGACUGCUCCAAGAGUCAUCGCUUCGUUUGCCAAUUCAAUAACAUAAACAUCAGUAUAGAAUGUGGCGAUCCGGGUACACCAUAUCAUGGCACGCGAGCUACCAACGCGAUGGCUUUCAUUCCCGGGGACGAGGUGGAGUUCUCUUGUAAUCCUGGCUAUGAGAUUGUCGGGUCAUCAGCAUUACUUUGUGGGAGUGACGGUCAGUGGAGCUCAAGUUUGCCAUUGUGUCAAGCCAGUACUUGUAACAGUCCUCCAGAAGUAGCGAACGCCCUCAUAAUCUACCAAACAUCAGUGGACUAUACAGGAACAAUCAUCUACCAGUGCAUAGAAGACUACUAUCUCACCGGCCAACAAUUCAUCUAUUGUCAGGAAAAUGGCAACUGGACUCAGGCCAAGCUUGAAUGCAGAGCUCACGAGUCUGAUGCCGACUGUAAGGUGACUAAGGUCAAAGUCGGUAGGUAUUUUCAAGCAAAUAAGUUGGAUAAUAGCGACAGAAGGAAACCCACUGAACAACCGAAUAAACUGCCGGAAGGGAACCUUCACCCGGGACCCGAGACCAGGACAGCACCAGAACAGGUGAAUCAUGCCUACCUAGAGCUACAAGCUGGAAACCUUCAGACGUUCCCACCAAUUGUAGGAUGGAGUCAAGUAUCUACCAUCAGCGCAUGCAACGAGACGACUACCGCUCACCCUAAUACCAUCGUCAACGAAACGGUGAUCGAAGGCUACGCUGUCUUCACAUGCGACCUCGGUUUUGAAAUGAACGUAUCUGACCAUGGGGAUGCCGUACUAGCAGUUUGCAACGAAACAUCGGGGAAUUGGGAAUUUAUUGAUCAAAGCCCGAACUGCCAAACCCAUGGGGACUUCAAUACGGAUGACCCGGGAUUCGGAGAGACAGGCAACUACACUUGCGACCAGGAGUACGUCAUCGACGGCGAAGGUAUGGUGACCUGCCUCGCCGAUGGAUCGUGGAGCUCGGAACCACCUCGUUGUAAAAUAAGUUGUCCAACGUCAUCGGACUCUUUAGCAAAUGACUACCUCAGCGACGGGUAUUGCGUCGAUGUUAACUCUGCCACAAAGACGUGGAGCGAAGCUAGUGAGAUGUGUGUCAGCCAAAAUGGAAGUCUGGCCAUCAUCACGACCAAUGAAACCAUGGAGUUCAUUCAAGCCAUUCUCAGUAAUGUGAGCGAUAGUUAUACGAGCUACUGGAUAGGAGGGUACGAGGCACCAAAGAAUAGCUCGUGGAAAUGGCUUACAAGUGGAGACAACAUAACUAACUUCUUCUGGGCUGACACGGAGCCAACCAAUGGAGACAAGGAUACUCGUAUCAUUCUAAGUCAGAAAUCGAACAGGAAAUGGGCGGCGCAUCAGUAUGACACCAAUCAAGAUAAAGACAACCAAGCACUUGGCUAUGUGUGUCAGUUUAAUUCAGACUGUACGACAGCAGGUUUGGAUGGUGAUGGAUAUGCGCACGAUUACAACGGAGCAUGCUACUACUUUCGGAACGAUGGCACCUUUAAAUGGGAUGAGGCCAAUAGUAAUGAUGGUAAUGGAGGUUUUUCCGGAUGUCUCAGAAUAGGAAACGAACAAGGUUUCCUAGCCGAGAUACGAGAUCAGGAGACACAGGAUGAACUAGCAGAAUUUGGAACAUCAAGAAGUUACUGGAUAGGAGCGGUCCGCUAUGAAUCGAGUGCUGACAGAACUUGGCUCUGGGUGGACGGCUCUACCGUAACGACAAGUUGGUGGGGUCCAGAUGAGCCCAAUAAAGACUCUGAAAACUGCAUCGACCUUUACAAGUACAAUGAUGACUACUUGAUGAAUGACGAGGCGUGCACGAAAUCAACUCGCUUCGUCUGUCAAUUUAGUGCUACCAAUUCAACUACUGUGUGUGGGGAUCCAGGCGACCCUUACCACGGCAAUCGAGAUGACGACAUCUCGGCUCCUUUCUUACCAGGUACGAGCAUCGAAUUUUCGUGUAACGACGGAUAUAAAAUAGAGGGAGUAUCGGAAGUCGUGUGCCAGACGGACGGGACCUGGAACGCUUCACUACCAAGUUGUAAUGCCGUUAAAUGUGGUUCUUGUCCACUCUUCGACAACGCCACCCUUCUAUUCUCUACCUCAACCUCGUAUCGUGGUACAGCGGUGUAUGGCUGCAACGGUGGUUAUGAGUUAGUCGGUACCCCAGCAAUAUACUGCCAGGCCACCGGAGUCUGGAGUACUGCUCAAUUUAACUGCUCAGAGAUAGAGCUAGAGAUCACGACCACUGGAACGGAAACGACACAUGUCCCUACGACUGAAAUUGAACAAGUAACUACCAUAAUCGACCCCACGACGCUGAUGGAUUUGACCACGAAUGCAAAGACGACAACAUUGGAAGUGUCGACACUGGGAUAUACUACAGCAUUCGAUGAAACCUCCUCAGAGAUGACAACCUUGGAAGCAGACAGGACGACCGAACCACAAGAUGCCGGAACUACACUUGCAACCACUACCAUAUCAACAACACAAAUAUUAACUACAAUGACUGGAGUGUCUUCCACUGAAAUGACUACAACAUACGCCGAUUCAACAUCUGAAGGGGACAGUACGACGCUUCUACAAACCACUGCCUUGGAAACGACUUUACUUGAUGUGUCUACUGGAGGUUCGUCAACGGUCGUUGGUACCACAAUCCCGAGUGUUUCAACUGAUGGUAAUGUUCCAUCGACAGACCAGAAUGGCCUGACUGACAUGAUAACCAGUUUACCUGAUAUUUCGACUUCGCUUCCCACAACUCAAAUGACCACAGCUACAAUGGAACCUUUAACGACAUCUGGUCCUACAACAUCACGUCUUACAACAACCGGGUCUUCAACAUUCAGUCCUACAACAUCCGGGCCUACAACAUUCAAUCCUACAACAUCAAAUCCUACAUCAACAAACCCUACAACAUUAAGUCCUACAUCAACACAUCCUACAACAUUGAAUCCUACAACAACAAAUCCUAAAACCACAAGUCCAUCAACAUCCAGACCUACAACACCCGGCCCUUCAACAUUCGGUCCUAUCACAUCCAAUCCUUCAAUAUCCAGUCGUACAACAUCGAGUCCUACAACAACAAAUCCUACGACAUUAAGUCCUAUGACAGAGGGGAUUUCUUCAACCAGCAGUACAACUUUCGCUGCCAAGACCAGCUCACCAAGUAGCAGUACGAUUCCUCCUGCAGAGCCUACCCGGAUCAAACCACUGAGUACCACAGAGGAGUCUGAGGCAGAAAAUACUCUACCUGUCGCUCUCAUCGCUUCAAUAUCAGCCAUAUUUGGACUGCUUCUCAUCGUCAUGGUACUCAUCUGUAUUAUAGUGUUGAUGUCAUCGUCUAAGAAAAAGAAAGCCACUUCCCAUACUCUGUUGAUGACUGACUUUGGUCCGGCAACUGCAGACGCCUCAUCUUCCAAUGACUCCAUCACAUCAUAUGAAGCCAUGGUCAACAGCGUCUAUGCCAACGAGGAUUACCGCAAGAACAUCCUAAACUACAACCCCUCGAUGCCCAGAAUAUCGUCCAUAACCGGUAGUAGCCACAGCCCAAACGGUUGGGGUUAUCAUCUGACCAACGCCGAGGGCGCUGCCGGAUCUGAACCGAUCUACGCACAGGUUUACAAAGACCGCCAGUCGAGUGUCGUCAGGUUCCCGUCCAUGUUUGAUGACAAACUUGUCGAGAAGAGAUUGCUCUCUUUUGAUCCAUCAAAGCGGAGUGAUCUCGCACCAUCAGAUCUGAUGAGUAAUAAUAGAGAUAUCGUCUUUGAAGGCACUGAGUAGUUUCUAGUCAGUUUUGUUCUGCUUAUAAGCGAUGACACUUGAUACGGAUGCUUCUUAUUAAAUAGCGCCACAAUAUUUUGAUGAAAUUUUUGCUACAAGAUAUAAAAGGGGCGAUGCACUUGGGGAGAGUUUAAGGUUUUUUCCUCAAGGGACGCUCCUUAUUUUGCUUUAGGUCUGAGGGCCGGUUGAUCACUAAUGAAUGUACCAAAAGGUAUCAAAUUCCACUAACUGAAUUUCGGUAGCAGCCUACCGCUGCUUUACAAACAUCCUAGAGGAAUACAAAGAAAAUGGCGUGUAGCACGAUUUUCAAGAAGGAAAAACAUUGAGGUUUCCCCUUGUUUCAUACUAUCAGAGUAUCAUAUUAAUCUGUGAGCGCAACCUAACAUCUGUGAGGCUCUAAAUAUGAUGAAGGACCUUCUAUUCCCCAAAAAUAAAUCAACAGUUUGGAGUUUGCUAUCGGACUUCCCGCCCUUCACUCGUAAAAUGCUGUACGGUAAAAUAAUACGAUUUUUGUUUUCUUUCUACUUUGUUAAUAGUUAAAAGUUAAUAUUGUCUUUUGUUUCUUUUUGUUUAAAUCACAAUAUCACCCACCUCAAUUUACAAUUACCCUCAUUUCAAAAGCUACUAAUCUUGAAAAUUAGAGGAAGGUCUAUGAUAUCAAAACUACAUUAUAUACACAUGUAUAAUGAUACUUCCAUAUAAUCGUUUCUGAAAAAGCAUAGAUAGUUAGCCCUUUAAAUAUGAUAUCGGUAUAUUUCUCUAAUUAUUGUUUUUUUAUAGUUUUAGUUCCCAAUGCUGAAAAAUGAAUUACUAAGUCAGGAUAUCUCGUGCAUGACAAUAGAAUAUUAUUACCGAUGAUGCCUUGUUUUUAUCAUUAUAUGUAUUAGGGUUUGGGAUCUGUAAACACUUGUACAAGCCUUAUCACAAUUAAAGAUGAUGGAAAUGAUGGUGUUUACUUUAUACUGCACAGCUCUAUAUUACACUAUUGAAAUAACUUAAACGAAGACGACGAAGAAGAAAAAGAAGUGGGGUAGAAGAAGAGGA
This is a messenger RNA of Strongylocentrotus purpuratus (purple sea urchin), 5222 nucleotides long. RefSeq names its product CUB and sushi domain-containing protein 3. Bases 144 to 4178 code for a protein of 1344 amino acids. NCBI's taxonomy places the organism in Eukaryota, Metazoa, Echinodermata, Echinoidea, Camarodonta, Strongylocentrotidae. The record is from RefSeq and is a predicted model, not a curated record. The transcript has 18 exons.